Messenger RNA from Dama dama (fallow deer), 1293 nucleotides. It is a transcript of the gene NUBP2, whose product is annotated as NUBP iron-sulfur cluster assembly factor 2, cytosolic. Gene Ontology annotation, molecular function: ATP binding; ATP-dependent FeS chaperone activity; 4 iron, 4 sulfur cluster binding. The record is from RefSeq and is a predicted model, not a curated record. Gene Ontology annotation, biological process: iron-sulfur cluster assembly. The transcript has 7 exons. Gene Ontology annotation, cellular component: cytosol. NCBI's taxonomy places the organism in Eukaryota, Metazoa, Chordata, Mammalia, Artiodactyla, Cervidae. The coding region runs from base 61 to 879 and encodes 272 amino acids.
GCUUCACUCAGAUUGGACGGAGGCGGGCUGCGAGGAGGACGCGGGGCGAGUUGGGGCAGGAUGGAAGCUGUUGCAGAGCCUGGAAACCUGGCCGGCGUCCGGUACAUCGUCCUCGUCCUCUCGGGAAAGGGGGGCGUCGGGAAGAGCACCAUCUCCACAGAGCUGGCGCUGGCCCUGCGCCACGCGGGCAAGAAGCAGGUGGGGAUCCUGGACGUGGACCUGUGCGGCCCCAGCAUCCCCCGCAUGCUCCGAGUGCAGGGCAGGGCGGUGCACCAGGGCGACAGUGGCUGGGUGCCCGUCUUCGUGGACCGGGAGCAGAGCAUCUCCCUCAUGUCUGUGGGCUUCCUGCUGGAGCAGCCAGACGAGGCUUUGGUGUGGAGAGGCCCCAGGAAGAACGCACUGAUAAAGCAGUUUGUGUCCGACGUGGCCUGGGGGCAGCUGGACUACCUGGUUGUGGACACGCCCCCAGGGACCUCUGAUGAGCACAUGGCCGUGGUGGACGCCCUGCGCCCCUACAGUCCCCUGGGGGCCCUCGUGGUCACCACGCCCCAGGCGGUGUCCGUGGGGGACGUGAGGCGGGAGCUGACCUUCUGCAGGAAGGUGGGGCUGCGGGUGAUCGGGCUCGUGGAGAACAUGAGCGGCUUUGUCUGUCCCCACUGCUCGGAGUGCACCAACGUCUUCUCCAAGGGAGGCGGCGAGGAGCUGGCAAGACACGCCGGCGUCCCCUUCCUGGGCUCGGUGCCUCUGGACCCCGAGCUAACGCGGAGCCUGGAGGACGGCCGGGACUUCAUCCAGGACUUCCCCGACAGCCCCGCGUUCCCUGCGCUCUCCUCCAUCGCCCAGAAGAUUCUCAGCGAGACGCCCGUGGGGCUCUCCUGACCAAGGCAGGCUGAGCGCUCCUGUGCGCUGUGGGGCUGGAGGUCUGGGGUGGGGACCUGGCCAGGCCCCGUGUGCCCCUCUCCCCGCUGGGCCCGUCUGGGACGUUUCCGGAGCUUCAGUGGCAUCUUGGCUGAGCCGCUGACAGUGAGUGGCUCUGCCCGGUCACCCGGGCAUGGCGUGGGGUCCCCGUGCCGUGGCCUGCCCUCCUUGCUGGCAGAGCUCGGUACCCCCGUGGCCCAGACAGAUGGCUGCUCCCGACAGCCGAGUCUCCAUGUUGUUCACAGAGCUGGUGCGUCUGGGAGCUUGUCUGGCCUGCUGGCCCGCAAGCCCAGUGAAGGAGGUGACACCCACUAAGGUGUCAAACUUGUAACUCAGAGGAGCCCGCAAUAAAUGUAUCCCACCGCUGUGUUUACA